This is a messenger RNA of Oncorhynchus mykiss (rainbow trout), 453 nucleotides long. RefSeq names its product ss18, like 2 (gene ss18l2). NCBI's taxonomy places the organism in Eukaryota, Metazoa, Chordata, Actinopteri, Salmoniformes, Salmonidae. The record is from RefSeq and is marked provisional.
ACGAGCAAAGAUGGUGGAUGUCCUCUAGCUAGCUAAUAUUAGCACAGUCGUAGUCACAGCCACUGUCUAACGUUUGUCAUUCAAUGUAACUCAAAAUGUCUGUUGCUUUUGUACCGAAAAGACAUAGAGGAAAAGCUCAGAUCAACCAAGAAACCAUCCAAAGAUUACUGGACGAAAAUGACCAGCUGGUAAGGUGCAUCACAGAGUACAUGCAAAAAGGACGCGCAAUGGAAUGUGUACAAUAUCAACAGAUCUUGCACCGCAACAUUGUUUACCUGGGAACCAUAGCAGACGCCAGCCACACUUGGCUCCAACCACAAACAUCCCCACCAAUGGAGAGGCACCAACAUUGACAGCCCAGAAUGGACGUAAAGCUAUCAUACAUAAUAGGCAAUUUCCUCUGAAUUGAUUCACAUCAUUUUAUUGAAAAUAAAUUUUGCAAUUUUUUUCCUG